This is a messenger RNA of Aspergillus aculeatinus CBS 121060, 1515 nucleotides long. Its product is annotated as cytochrome P450. Lineage: Eukaryota; Fungi; Ascomycota; Eurotiomycetes; Eurotiales; Aspergillaceae. The transcript has 4 exons. The coding region runs from base 1 to 1515 and encodes 504 amino acids. The record is from RefSeq and is a predicted model, not a curated record. Gene Ontology annotation, molecular function: iron ion binding; monooxygenase activity; heme binding.
AUGAUCAUGUCUCCGCUCCUAGGGCUCAUAUUCUGCUUCUUGGGACAAUGGCUCCUCCUACGAACAAUUUAUCGUCUCUACCUCCACCCCCUCAAGAAAAUUCCUGGCCCAAAGCUGGCGGCAAUCUCACAUCUCUAUGAAUUCUACUACGACAUCAUCAAGGGCGGACAAUUCAUUUACGAAAUCCAGAGAAUGCACAACCAAUACGGACCUAUUGUCCGUAUCAACCCUCGUGAGGUCCACGUCAUUGACCCGGAGUUCUACGACGAGAUCUACGCUUCUGGUAGCCGCAAGCGCGACAAGGAUGCUCGGUUCGUGCCUACGUUCACCCUACCGACGUCGAUGAUUGCGACCGUCGGCCACGAUCACCAUCGGUUCCGACGUGGGAUUCUGGCAAACUACUUCUCCCGCCGGUCCGCUUUGGAGCUCGUUCCUCUGGUUGAGGAAAGAGUUCUCAAGCUCAUGGAUCGCUUGGACGGCUUCCGUCAGAGCCAGCGCGUUGUACGCCUGGAUGAUGCCUUCGCCGGGUUUGCGGCCGAUGUGAUCACCUUGCACUCCUACGGUCAGCGAUUCGGAUUUCUGGAGGAUAAGAACUUCCGAUGCAACAUUCGACAAGCGGUGGGAGAGAUCACCGUCCUGAGUCACUACAACCGGUUCUUCCCCAGGGUAGUGCAAGUCAUCGAACAGCUGCCCCUCUGGCUUCUGUCGUGGCUACAGCCGGGCAAGUCCAGUCUGUAUGACCUGCAGCGGACAGUCUAUGCGCAAUCGCAGGAGUCGAUUGCCAAGCGAGCAUCAGGGUCCGAGUUACGCCGAUCGGUGUUCACCUCCUUGACCGACCCCAAGGUCCCCCCACACGAGCGCACACCCCAACGUCUGAAGUACGAGGGAUUCUUGGUGCUGGCUGCUGGAACGGAGACCACCGGUCGAGUGUUGACGAUCGCGGCGUUCCAUCUGGCCCACAGCCCGGAGAUAUGUGAUCGCCUUCGCGACGAGCUCAAGCAAGUCAUGCCCACGCCGCAAAGCGCGGUGGGAUUCCCGGAGCUCGAGAAGCUGGCGUACCUGACGGCAGUGAUCAACGAAGCCCUCCGCCUUGCGUCACCUUUGACUAUUCGACUCCCUCGCACCGCACCCGAUGAGACGCUGAAGUACAAGCAUCAUGUGAUCCCGCCGGGAACACCUAUGAGCUCCUCCUCGUAUCUGAUGCAUCGUAACGUCACCAUCUUCCCUGAUCCGGAGAGAUUCGAUCCGGAGCGCUGGCUGGACGGGUCAGAGCAAGACAGACGACUCACCCGCUAUCUCUCGCCGUUUACUCGAGGUAGUCGGAUGUGCCUUGGUAUCAAUCUAGCCUAUGUGGAACUCUACCUAGCCAUUGCUCAUCUCGUGCGACGAUUCGACUGGGAGCUGCAUGAGACGACCCCGGAGGAUGUGCGGAUCGUGAGCGAUUUCAUAUUAGGGGGCACCAGACGGGGUGAUAUAAAAGUCGAUGCUAAGAUCGUAGGCUGCGUUCAGGAUUAA